AUGAAUGAGAGAUACAUGUACUACGUUAGCCUGCCGAGCAUCAUCUGCAACUACCCGUGUCUGUACGACCGCGGGAACCCUCAAUUCGGCAAUCGCCAACUGAAGGAUGAGCUGUGGAGCCACAUUGCGGAAAAGAUCAAUCACCGCGGCGGCAUAGAAUUGUUGGAGAGUCGGUGGAAGAACGUCCGGGAUCGGUACCAACGGUGCAAGAAGAAUAUGGAGACGGGAAAGAGUCAGUCCAUGUCGCCCUUGUUCGACUGCUUCACUUUCCUGGACCCAUUCAUCGUGGGAAGGGGACCUUCUGCCGUAAAACCGGUGACCCCAAUGGUGAGUAUGAGAGCCUCAUUCAGAACGGUCUAGCUCAGCUGCCUGUAGAGAUAUCACAAAGUAGUCAACUAGUAAAAUGUAGAAAUUCUCUCAAUGAGCAUUCCGUUAGUCAACUACUUUUUGAUAUCUUCAUUGACAGCUGAGAUAUAAUGUCUUGAUCCAACUGUUCUUUCAUGAUAACCUAUCAUUGCAGAGCUGCACAAAGGAAGCUUUCAAUGCGCGUCUCAUCAAGAAAGUGCGGGAGAAUCGGUGUCUCUAUGAAGUUAGCAAAGGAUGUCAUAAUGUGACGGAUCGGAAAAUGGCAUGGGAGACUAUAAAAGUCGAGAUGAACUUCAAAGAAGAUGUUGCUCAACUAGCGACUCUUUGGAAGCGUCUUCGGGAUAAGUACGUGAAGACGAAAGUGAGGGUGAGUUAUUUUGGAAUUAAAAUAUUCGUAAUGUAUACAUUUGUUUCAGAUGCAAAAGUAUCCGAGUGUGCGCCAAACUUGGGUCCAUUUCAAUCAGAUGACGUGGCUGGACAUGUACCUCGACAAGAACAGUCGAUCGAAUGGACCUCCUGCUGCCCAACGGAUCUACUACGAAGACAUUGCAGGAGUGCCAGAUGGAUACGAAGCGGUGUACGACAUGCCGGAAGAUCAUGGAGAUGAGCAGGAAGAAGUGCAGCAUGUGGAUGCAGAUGUUGCCGAUCAGAUGAUGGUGGAUAAUGCUGAACCGGUUGAAUGGAUUCAAGUUCCGGACGAUUGCGAAGUGAUCCCCGUUGUGCAGAAUGUGCAGCCAGAAGUCCAGUAUGAGCCGCAGAACGGACCAGUGUUGACGGAAGGGCGCAACGGUGUCAAAUACAUUGCAAUCAACGGUGAAAGGUACGCAUUGGUGCCCAUGGCAGGUGAGCGACAAGAUGAAGAGGCCGGGCGCAACGAGGAGAACAUCAAUGUGCUCCAGGAGCAAGGAGAACUGUAAGUUCCCAACUUGUUGUCCUUUUCAAUUGUUAACGUUUCAUUUUUCAGAUUCUACUCGCCUCCAGUACCGACGAAUUUUGAGCAGGUUGAAUACAGAACUGCCGGAGAAAGCGAGGAAAACGUCAAUGUGCUCCAGGAGCAAGGAGAACAGUAAGUUCCCAACUUGUUGUCCUUUUCAAUUGUUAACGUUUCAUUUUUCAGAUUCUACUCGCCUUCCGGACCGACCGAUUUUGAGCAAGACGAAUACGGAACUGCCGGAGAAAGCGAGGAAAACGUCAAUGUGCUCCAGGAGCAAGGAGAACAGUAAGUUCCCAACUCGUAGUGUCUUUUUAAAGUUUCAUCAUUUUUCAGAUUCUACUUGCCCCCAGGACCGACCUAUUUUGAGCAAGACGAAUACGGAACUGCCGGAGAAAGCGAGGAAAACGUCAAUGUGCUCCAGGAGCAAGGAGAACAGUAAGUUCCCAACUCAUAGUGUCUUUUUAAAGUUAGCAUCAUUUUUCAGAUUCUACCCGCCUCCAGUACCGACGAAUUUUGAGCAGGUUGAAUACAGAACUGCCGGAGAAAGCGAGGAAAACGUCAAUGUGCUCCAGGAGCAAGGAGAACAGUAAGUUCCCAACUUGUUGUCCUUUUCAAUAGUUAACGUUUCAUUUUUCAGAUUCUACUCGCCUUCCGGACCGACCGAUUUCACACAAGAUGACUACGACAGUUUGCACCUGGAGGUGUACUGA
Caenorhabditis sp. 36 PRJEB53466 is the source of this 2010-nucleotide messenger RNA. NCBI's taxonomy places the organism in Eukaryota, Metazoa, Nematoda, Chromadorea, Rhabditida, Rhabditidae. The record is from the annotation of a GenBank genome assembly.